GGAUCUUUCAGGAUUUUUUUCUAAUUUUUUUCGUUGUUUUGGAUUAAAAUGUGGGAUGCGUCUUAAAGAGUGGACCCUUAUACGUUGCAAUGUAUUCUGGUGUUUCUUGGAUUCGUCCGAAAUGAUCAGAACCGUGAUAUCGAAGUGCAAAAGUCUACGUUCAACGUAGACAAUUAUGGCCCGUCAUUGGCCCAGAGUGUACGUUCACUGUAGACUCUAGGCCAAUCAGAGAGCCGAACCGUCUACGUCCACCUUCCGACUAACUGGUUGGAAAUAGAAUUGAUAAUUGGAAGGAGAAGAUGGAUCCAUUGCUGCCCAAGCUAAGCUUUUUUGACAUAAGUGUGCCAAAAAAUAGGCAACAAUGCCUUCUUAGGGCAACAAAGGAGGCCAAGGCACUGGCGAAUCGAAACACGUGCUUCAAAAAGACAACAGUCGAGGACCAAAAGACGGCUUGUGAGGAAGCUAAAAAGAGAUGUCGGCACUUCACCUCGACUCCAUCAGAGGAGCAGUAUCUCGGUCAGCUUCAUUUGACCUUUGGAAAAUACAAUGGCCAAAGCUUUAAAUGGCUGGUCGAAAAUGAUGUUGGCUACAUUAAGUAUAUCAUUGAUCUGCAUGUAAAAGAAUGCCAGCAUCUCAAAAAAUAAAACCAUUAAUGACCGGAGGGUGAAGGACCUCCUCCUGAGGUAUGUGCAGCUGUUCCCUCCGGUCUCCUGCUACCUCGAGGUCAACGUGGACAGGGCAAUUUAUGGGCAGGACCGCUUCAGGUCGUUCACUUUCCUCGAGAUGCGGCAGUGGUACAGCCUGCACAAGCUGGGACCGGCCAAGAGAGAAAAUGGCGCAGGAGGCGUACACCUCUACAAAGCAGUGGCUGGUGAUGAAGGAGAAGGACAUCACCACCAAGUCCCAGAAGUGCUUCAGGCGCUACAUUCUCGAUAGAGAGAAGCCUCCACCGGAUUCCAAUCUUCCUGCCGCCACUUCCAGCUCUUCAAGAAGAGAACCAGGAUCAGUCAGAGCUUUAUUGCCAGCCGCUGCCACCUCCCAGUUGUCAUGGUCCGAUGACGCUCUGGACGACACAGUCUUCUUGCCCAUCUCCACCAGCCAGCCUGUGUUCGUCAGGAGUCCCGAACAGCUGCCGCUCUCCACCAGCGUGCCAGCAACUGCAGAGCAUCCUGAACAGACUCCUUUGCGUAAACGAGCAAGAAGGCAAAGCGCAGCAAGCACAAGAAGCCCCUGCUGUCCUCCACCAGCAAGGCUGUUUAGUCUCCCCCUGAUGCUCGCCCAGAGGAGUCAUCAUCGACCUCAAACAGCCAGACUGCGUCUGCCACCACCUUGCCACAGAGUGACUAUUCUGUGGAGCUGGAUGGCUGGGUGCGGCUGUGGGAAGACUCCAAUGGCAUCCCAUCUGCAGACAUCCCCUGGCUGAAGGAGGACAGCGAGAGAGGCCUCUUUAUGGCCAUCCAAAUUUACAAGGACAUCAAGGGCGUCAUUCGAAAGCGGCGCAUCCUAAAGUCAGACCGGAUGUGGUUUUAUCCCCCGAGCCACCCGGCUUCGUUAGAGGCGGCAUCCCCACUCCACAGGCCUUUUUCCUGCCGCCGUUUUUUCUUCUGGCACCCCAUCAGGGUGUGGUGGUGCUCUCUGAAGUUGGGGCCGGAGGCAACACAUACCUCUUCAAGUCUGGUUACCACAUCCGGGUAAGGCUUAGUCUCUUCUAGGGUUGUAACGGUAUGAGAUUUUCACGGUACGUCACAUCUGCGGCGUGUCCGGUUGGAACACCAUGGUGACAGAGGUGGUUUCCUGUGGACCGUGCCUCAAGGCUGCCAGGGGUUGAGCAAGUGGUCCCAUGGGUCGGUGUUGAGGCUCAUCGGUCCAGGUUUCCGGCUGUGCUGAUGAUUGACCGUAAAGCGUGGGGUGGACAAAACUGUGAUUCACCUCCUGUGUGACCGCAGGAGUGGCGGCAGGUGCAGGAGAACCAUAAGGAGGACUACAAUCAGAGGAAAGACCUCUACACCAUGCUCCUCAUGGCCUUGGUGAAACCCGGAGGCAUUGUCUCUGCGUUGGGCCACGGGGAGUUCCAGGUGGCACCACUUCUCAGAGAGCUUCCCUGCACGCGGCUCCUGCGGCAUGCGUUCCUCCUGGCUGAGGUGGAAAAUGUUCAGGACUACCAGAGCCAGAUACUGUCCACAUUCGACACCGUCCUGAAAAUGGCAUAAGCACCACAUUGAACACCACAUUGUGCAAAACUAAACUAAACUGUUUUCUAUUUGUUUGUUUUGUUGUAGGUGGUGAAGAAAUUGUCUGGGGAGGGCAAGGGCAUCGGGAACAAGUUCUCCCAGAUCGUGUCCUUUGUUCUCACCUGUAAGGAGUCUGUGGAAAAGCUGGGGCCCAUGUGCCGUGGCGUCAUAAAGCAGUUUCGGCUCGUCAAUCAACCUGUAACCAAGAUCCCUAACAUCGACCGGGGAUGCUGCAAGGCACAGGGUCUGACAGCCGUGAAGAUGCUCUUCCAGCCUUGGAUGGAUGACGGGAUGGUGGAAUGUGUCACAUAAUUGAAUAUGAGGCAACUGCUAUCAGUUGGAAUGGAUGGCCCCAAUGUGAAUUUCAAGUUGGUGGAUCUACUCCAGAAAGAACAUGCAGAGCUCUAUGGAGGUGCCCAGGUUGUCACAGUUGGAAGCUGUGGACUUCACACCGUCCACAAUGCUUUAAAGGCAGGCUUUACUAUGUGGCAGUUGGAAAAACUUCUGCGAGCCAUGCACUUCCUCUUUCAUAAUGUGCCUGCCAGGAGAGAUUUCACUAGGGUGACGGGGUCCUCCUGCUUUCCCAUACCAUUUUGUGGCCAUAGAUGGGUGGAAAACGUUCCUGUGGCGGAAAGGGCAGUUGAAGUUUGGCCAGUGCUGAAGAUGUAUGUGGAUGCUGCAGAGAAAAAGAAGGUUCCAGUCCCCUGCACAGCUUCAUAUGACACCAUAGUAGCUGCACAAAAGGAUCCUUUCAUUAUUGCAAAACUCCAUUGCAAGAACUUUCAACCCCUUCUUGACAAAAUUCCAAACUGAUGAGCCAGUGUUGCCCUUCUUGGCCAAAGAUUUGACUGAGCUGCUGAUGAGUUUACUGAGGCGGUUCGUUCAACGAGACCUCACCCAGGACCUCACACCCCUGCAGCUGAUCAAAAUAGAUCUAACAGAUGAAAAGAACUUGGUCUCCCCAAAGAGUGUAGACAUAGGCCUGGGAGCAGAAUCUGCUAUCAAGCAGCCAUUGAUGAGAAUGCAUCCAGGACCCACCAGGCAUGGCCAUGUACCGGUACCCGCACAACGACCAUCAACGGUGUGGACCUGCCCUAUUACAAGGGCCUGCGUGGGAACAACACCCUGAAAGGGUUCCAUAAGUCGCUGCCCCAAAUGAUUCUAGGUCCCCACUGUGUGGCACGGCCUUACCAGGUCUACCUCAUCAGUGGAAUUGCCAGGUGGAACUCCGACCGCAGCUCAGACGCCGUGUUUAAGACAUUGAAAGAGAACUUCAGGCCAACAUCCAGUCAGACGCACAGGGGAGUCCUUCUCUCUUAAAGGGAAACCAGUGACAAUCCUCUGCCCAGGUUUCAGUAGCUGGAGGAAUUCUGUACUGUGCUGCUGGAGGUCGGCUUGAGAGACCAGAGGCUGCUUCUCAACACUGCGCAGAGAAACUGUACAUUCACACGGGGCGAAAGCGUUAACGCUUGACGGAAGGCUUGUCUGAAGCGUGGCCAACAGCCAAUCACAGUGGCCGCAGCACAUGCUCGGGUUUUCCCUAAACAUAAUUGGCUGGAUCUGCCUAGGUUAUUUGCAUAAGGCAAUCUGAUUGGCUGAAGCAUGCGUUGCCGCUUGAAAAGAAAAUUUUCAACUUCUGCCGCGAGCAACGGCACUGACGCGCCGCCGACGGAUCCACAAUUCAGUUCGGCAAUGCAUGACGUCACCCAUUAAAAGUGAAUGGGAAGCGUCAACGCUUACGCCCCGUGGGAAUGUGCUGGAACAGAGUCCUCGAUGCCUGGAAUGCGGUGGAGGAACAAGACAAGCAGCCACAGAAAUACCACCAGCUGUACCGCACACACUGGGGAAACACAUUUUACUGCAGAACAAAAUGGGAUGACCUUGCAGACGCCACCGUGGUCCAGAAAGUGAAGAUGGCCAAAAGGUACGCGCCAGCACUGUAGGACAUCAGCCCGCAGCACAACCGGCUUAUGUAUGUGCUUGUCAAGCUGCUAUGGCUCUUGUUCCAGCCCGAGAAGGCCAGCAUCCUUAAGCCUAUGACAGGAUCCAGCACCGGGUCUCGAUGGAUGACCCAAGCCUGUGCAAGGCAGGCAUCCCUCUCCCAAAAUAAACACUAAAACAGUGAGGGACUUCAUCCACCAGCAGGAGAGGCUGGUGAACCUGCAUGCCUCCAGGCGGCCAGCCUUCAUCUCCAAGACCACCUCUGUGUCUUCUGAAGAGCUGCCUACUACACCGUGCCAACCUGCCGUCCUCCCUCCAUCUGACUACCCCGAGAUGGAGUACAUCCCCACGCUCAGCACAGCCGACACAAAGGUGUUAAAGGGAGGGACCAACAUGCUGGUGGCGACGCCACAGCCUCCUCCACAGCUACCAUUGCCUCUGCCGGUGAGGAGAAUCCCCGCCACCAUCACCAGGUCUGUGCUGCCCUUAGUCUCCCAGUUUGCGUGCCCCUUAUCCACACAGGCGCCAAUCCCGGUCACUACACCUGAUGAGGGUGCAGCAUCUCCCGACCUGUACGGCGUGUGGUCAUACAAUCCAGGGACACAAAAAGUGCAAAAAAAUACAUAUUGCCCUGCGAUUAACCGCUCAGCCUCCAAGGGACUGGAGAACAGAGAAUGUAGAAACUAUGAACGUUUUGUCUCUGUUGUGAAUGGACUGGAGGAGUGAAUUGCUGGCCCGUUGUAAAUAGAACAGAAAAACUUCAAAAGAAAAACUAUCUACACUAUGUUUUGUGUGUUCUGGUCUUACAAGUGCCCUUUAACACGGCACCAUUGGUCCUCUGAACUGUUGCCCUAUUUAUUUAAUUAAUUAUGUAGCAAAUGCUCUUAUCCAAAGAGACUUACAAAUAAAUACAAUAUUUGUAUAGUCCAGUACAGAAAUGUAGAAAGGAUUAUUCAUGAUAGAUAUAGACUUGGAAGUGAUUAGUAUUAAAGAGUGAAAUGUUAAUAUUUGAUGCACUUUAACUUUUUAUGUAAUGAAACGGUUAACAAAAGCCAUUGACUUCCAUGAUGUUGUUUUUCCAUUUGUGGGUGAACGGUUUCUUUAGUAUGUUCUAUUCUAUGGUGAAGAUUUGUUUUAUCAUUAAAAAGUGUCAUGUGUACAAGUUACAUGUGUAUAUCUUCACAAUGUUUAUUUAAAAGGUUUACAUUGCUUUUAUUGAAAAUAGUUUUUAUUGAUUAUUGUAAUAUAUGUUUUUGUAAUAUGUUCUAUUAUAUCUAACUAAAUAAAGUGAUCAUUUGUUUUAUAUGAA
Paramisgurnus dabryanus is the source of this 5481-nucleotide messenger RNA. RefSeq lists its product as uncharacterized. The record is from RefSeq and is a predicted model, not a curated record. NCBI's taxonomy places the organism in Eukaryota, Metazoa, Chordata, Actinopteri, Cypriniformes, Cobitidae.